CGGCUUCGAUGGCAUAGUACCAGGCCGCAGCAAAACACUACAACAUUCACUUCUCUUGAUUAUACCAGCAUCAUGUCUUUCACGCCUGCAAAUCAUUACACUCUUUCUGCAUCAUACUCUAAUUUAAAUGAUAUUGGCACUCCUUCUCCGAAUUUUGCAGCAUCAUCGAGUUACCAGAAAAUGACUGAUCCAUUCACUGUUUCAGACACUCCUACAUCAGAACAUCCAUCAUUCCGACAACCACUGGGUAAAUCGUCAUCAUUGCAUUACAAUGGCGCAUAUAGUCACUCUUUUGACUCAGUUUUUCAACUACAAGCUCAGAACGAGCAAUUGAAACAAGAUGUAAUUGCUUUAACUGCUUCUCGUGAUGCUUAUCAGACCGCUUUUUUUAAACUCUCAGGACAGCUCUCUUUGUCCGACAAUGCCUCUGCAUACACAAUCGAAAAUGGAGCCAAGAUCAGCAUUAAAACCACCUCUGGCAGCAAUGAUCGCGAGCCCAUCAACCUAGCGAAAAAGAAAGACUAUCCUGACAUCAAGUUUUGGACUCAUCAAGAUUUCAAACAAUGGGAAUGGACGGACGGACUGCGCACAGCAGCAGAUCGAGGCUCACUUCCUUUCCUAGAAAAGUGUGAUGGCAAUGUCUUCUCCCCUAAUGAGCUCUGCGAUAUCAUGAAAACAUUCCGCUCAGUAUGGUUUGGACUUACUCAUCAAGACAAGGCUCCGGCAUCCUGGGGAAAGGCAAUUCCUGCAGCGAAAAACUGGCUAUACACUGAAGUUUCAUGCGCACAUCCUGAGUUGGCACUGAGCGAAGGCUACUGGAAGAUUGAGGCUGUUGCAACCGAACGAUACUCAUCAUGGGCAAGUAUGCAUAAAAAACCCGAGCAGACAACUCCUCAUGCCAGCAAUGUUGAUGUCAAGCCACUUGGUCAUGCGGAAUCCAAACCAGGAGGUCAGCGCAAGCGAAAGAUGGAUAGUCGGACGCCGGACAGUGCUUCUUCAGAUGUUUCAAUCACAACUCCAGAUAAUUCCAUCACCAAAGACUUGGAUUGUGCCGACCAACCGAAACGAGCUAGAGUGGACAACAAGGAUGCCGAGCCUUCAACGGAAACAUCAACCAUCAAUGUCAUUCAAGUUGCGACACCGGAUAGUACCAUUGCAAGCCCCAGUGUCAUCAUUCCCGCACCACGUUCCAUAGUUCUUUUGAAAGAUCCAUUCAAAGACGCGAUCAAACUUUUGAAGGAGAAACGUGAAGACUCCGCAGCUCAGAAACAGCUCCAAAUAUCGAACGAUCCUCCUAGCACUCCAGUGCCAAUAUUACUCAUUGACUCAACGCCUACUAGCGCCGAUGAUACUACUGCACCUGCCCACACAUCAAACUUGGAUAUUCUCAUGCCUGUCACCAUCACACCUGUUCCUACUACCAUUGUCACUGCGCCUAUUCCUACUGCUGUCACCGGUGUGCCUGUUCCCGCCACUUCAAACUCGAAGGAUACCAAGAAAUUCCGUCCAGCUGCCACCAAGAACGGCAGAAAUCUUUGUGCUCAUCGCUGGCUGAAGCAGCUAAUGCCGAACGGAUCCUCGCAAGACUUCAAGGUAUAUUGGGACUCACUCGAGAAGACCCGUCAAGCGAACUACGACAUCGAGGCCUCGAAUCUGGUUGCUGGCUGUGUUUGGACCGCGAACACAGUCGAUGUUCUUGCAAAGUUCUCUGGUGGUACGCUGCAUUAGCUAGGUGCUAGGUAUCGUCAGCAGGGGUGGGUAGUAGGACGGAAGAGCUGGUGCGAAUGAGCGGGCGGGUAGCCCAUUUUUAGCUUUUUUUUGUUGCUUUUGUAGCUUUCAAAUGCAUUGUUUUCCGUCAA
Messenger RNA from Suillus subaureus, 1859 nucleotides. RefSeq lists its product as uncharacterized. The coding region runs from base 73 to 1728 and encodes 551 amino acids. Lineage: Eukaryota; Fungi; Basidiomycota; Agaricomycetes; Boletales; Suillaceae. The record is from RefSeq and is a predicted model, not a curated record. The transcript is spliced from 8 exons.